Messenger RNA from Mugil cephalus (flathead mullet), 2036 nucleotides. RefSeq lists its product as uncharacterized. Gene Ontology annotation, biological process: response to bacterium. The transcript is spliced from 7 exons. Bases 1 to 1290 code for a protein of 429 amino acids. Lineage: Eukaryota; Metazoa; Chordata; Actinopteri; Mugiliformes; Mugilidae. The record is from RefSeq and is a predicted model, not a curated record.
AUGGCGCCGCCCACUCUGAACAUUCGUCACUUCAGCGGGAAGAACAUACAGAGUGGUGAGGUGUCUGUGGUCACGCCCUCCAUCCUCUACACUCUCUACAUCUCUAUUCAGGCAGACGCUGAAAGUGAGAGGUGGAGCACGACUGCCACACUUCCAGUGGGGCGAGAGAACAUCAGUAGGUUGAGACAAGAGUGCUACACCACAAUGAUCGGAAGACUGGCAGCUUUGAUUCUUCUUAGUGCAGCAAGUCUCAUUGAAACUUCACAUGUUUCUCAGCUGAUCUCAUUAACUGUGGUUAAACUUGGUGACAAUGUCACUUUUCACUGUAAAGUUCCUGGGAAUGAGGCUAAAUCCAUUACAUGGUAUAAACAGCCUCUUGGACAUAUGGUCCAGAUUGUUGGUCGUGUAGUUAAGAAUAAACCAACUGUUGAUGAACAAUUUAAAGACUCGCGUUUCACAAUAACAGAAGUGGCAUCUCAGUAUUUUCUCACUAUCAGGAAUGUCAGCAAAGAUGAAGAAGCAACAUAUUUCUGUGUAAAUGGAGAUAAGUAUUCAGCGACAGUUGUCAACACGACAUUCUUGACUGUAAAAGAUUGUCAUCAACAUAAAUCUGUCUAUGUGGAACAACGUCUGAAGUCUGAGCCAGUUCAGCCGGGAGGCUCACCGACUCUCCAGUGUUCACUUCUCUCCAGUAACAAAAAGAGCAAAGUUCAGUGUCCAGGUGAACAGAGUGUGUUCUGGUUCAGAGCUGGAUCACAAGGAUCUCUUCCCAGCGUCGUUUACACUCACAGUAACAGCAGUGAUGAAGAUGUGGAGAGACGUUGUGUCUAUAGUCUGUCUAAAAGCAUACAGGACUCCACUGAUGCUGGGACUUACUACUGUGCUGUGGUCACAUGCGGAGAGAUCCUGUUUGGUGAAGGAACUAAAGUGGAGACAAAAUGUCUUCACGGUUCUGCUUUGGGAGCAGAAUUAGACCCUAUUGUCCUUGUGCUUGGACUGCUGUUGGCCAGCUGUGUGACUGUGAUUGUCCUUCUUAUUGUCUACAUAAAAAAGAAGAAUGUUUGUGGACAUUACAAAGGAGAAAAUAGGGCCUCUCAUUGUCUUGGGCAUGACGUGUCAACUGUGGAUCAGUCAGAUGAUUUGCAUAUGUACUAUGCAGCAGUGGAUUUCUCAACAAGGCGAGUAAAAAUGAAGGUGGACAAGAAAAAGGAGAAGACAAGGGAGUCACAAUCAGUGUGUGUGUACUCUGCGGUUAGAUCAGGCGUCAGCCGGCAGACGCCCCCUCUGUAAGCAGAGGAGGGCGUGGGGCAGUCUUUUCAGACUUGCUCGAUUGACUUGAAUCUUUGGUCUCCAUCUGUCAUCUGUCAAGAAUCAAAUCACGGCGUGGUGUUUAGCUCAAUCAGUAGAGCACUCGCCCCAUGUGCUGAGGCUACGGUCCUCGCUGCAGGCUAGAAUCCCACACCGGGUGUCCUUUCCUGCACGUCUCUGCCUCCCCUUUUCCUGUCUAUCGUCACUGCACUUUCAAUUAAAGGCUAAAAUGCCCUAAAAAUAUAUACUUUAAGAAUCAAAUCAAGACAUCCAUAUUAGAUGUGGCGUUACGCUGGUGCUGAGGGAGAGCACAUACUGUAUGUAAAGGUGACACGUAAUUAAUGUAUCCGUGGACUCACAUUUGACAGUUUGCUCACAUGAACUACAUAUGGAGUGACUGCACGUACAAAAAUAUUAGAAUGUAAAAAUUGCAAUUGCAAAAAACAACACUUUUAAAUCCUUAACACCUGGUAUUAUUUAAAUAAUGGAAGGACUGUGUUUGGAGAGCUGUUUUGCACAUGAGCAGAUCACGUGAGCACCAACACUUUUGAAAUAGAUAGAUGUAUUUACUGUUUAGGCUUAGAAAACAUGUUGAUAUUUUGUCCCACACAUAUAACAACAAGAACAGAUUCUUCAGAAAUGUUAUUGUCAUACAUGUGCAGCCAUAUGGUGUUAGUCUGCAUAUAAGGUCCAUGCACGAUGAUACAAUAAACCUGUUUCAAACUGCA